ACGCUAUUUGCUCCUCCUCCUUCAAAGACACACAGCAGCUGCAGGCUAGCAAGCGAAGCAACAGCACAAGAGAGCACUACAAUCAGAAAGGGGAAUCAUUCAUUCAACCCGAGACGAGAGCUUUUCCGUGGUGGAAUUACGAGUCGGCGAUUGGGUUUUGGUUAUGGUUUCGCUCUAUCCGAACCCACCGGUUCAGGAUUUCUUCAUGGGAUCCCAUGAAAAUGGGUCUUCCGGGUCUCAAUUCUCUUCGUCCGUCGUCGUCCGAUAGAACUGGGGAUCCCGGUUCGGCUGCGGAUUCGCAGUCGGAUGACCUGGUUAAGAAGGUUAGGAAACCCUAUACCAUCACCAAGUCCAGAGAGAGCUGGACCGAGCAAGAGCACGACAAGUUUCUUGAAGCCCUCCAACUCUUUGACCGUGACUGGAAAAAGAUUGAAGCAUUUGUGGGGUCAAAGACAGUAAUACAGAUACGUAGCCAUGCUCAAAAGUACUUUCUGAAGGUCCAGAAGAGUGGGACAAAUGAACAUGUACCUCCCCCUCGGCCAAAGAGGAAAGCAGCUCAUCCUUAUCCACAGAAGGCUUCCAAAAACGCAUCUACAGCGGUGUCCCAAGGUACUGGACCAUAUCAGUCAUCAGGUGCCCUACAUGAACCUGGAUACAUUCUCGGGCCUGAAUCAUCAUCGCUGGUUAUGAACCAAAUCAGUGCUCCAACUUUGUCUUUCUGGAAUUGUAAUGAUUCGCCACCAUUCACUGUGUCACAUGUCACAAAAGAUGAAGUGGGUAGACCAAACAUGACACAGAAUUGUUGUAGCAGUAGUAGCAACGAAAGUACACCAAGGGUGUCGACUAAUACUGUAUCCAAUGAUAUAUUGAAAGGAAAAAUCAGCAAGCCAGUGAAAGUGAUUCCAGAUUUUGCUCGAGUGUAUAGCUUCAUUGGCAGUGUUUUUGAUCCCAAUUCAAGUGGCCACUUGCAAAAAUUGAAGGAGAUGGAUCCCAUAAAUGUUGAGACGAUUUUAUUGUUAAUGAAGAACCUGGCAGCCAAUUUGGCCAGCCCUGAAUUUGAAGAUCAUAGAAAGAUGCUGUCCUCGUACCAUGUCGAUGCUGAGAAGGCCAACUCUGGUGGUGGCUUUAUCAGUACACUCCAUGCUUGUCAAAGAGACAACUCUAUUCGCUCAGUUUGACGCGAAAAGGUGAAUCUAUGACGGCAUAUGGGGAACCAAAUCCAUAAUUGAGCCUUUGACUGCAAACCGUCGCUGGCUGCAGAGGGAGACGAAGAUACUUCUUUAUGCGCUUAUGCAGGAUAGGCUAUUGUAUGUAAAUGAUAAUAUUACGUUAUCUAAAGGGCGUCUGGGAGCUGCUGCUGCUCUUGUGAAAAUAGAUAUGCUCACUGGUGUGCUUGUGUAUAUACUAUACUUAUACUUAAUGCAGCUUUUUGGCCAAAACAUUCUAA
Diospyros lotus (date-plum) is the source of this 1447-nucleotide messenger RNA. Its product is annotated as protein REVEILLE 6. The record is from RefSeq and is a predicted model, not a curated record. NCBI's taxonomy places the organism in Eukaryota, Viridiplantae, Streptophyta, Magnoliopsida, Ericales, Ebenaceae. The transcript has 9 exons. Gene Ontology annotation, molecular function: DNA binding. The coding region runs from base 216 to 1178 and encodes 320 amino acids.